CCAGAUUCAUACCAUCAAUACUUCCCUGAAAGUCUUGGCCGCUAGUCCCAGGAUGAGACCCAUUUUAUGCUUAUGAUGCAAUUGGGAAGCAACACAUAUUUGAUGGCGCAGAAGCUGUAUAAGUCAGUCUGCUGGAACUUUGUAGAGGCGGUCCUGCUUCACCCCAGAGGCAGUGAGCAAGUUGUGGGAGCAUGUGCAGGCUUGUUGUCUCUCCCCUUUGGUUGCUAACUUGGACACAUAGGCCGUGAGGAC
Molecule: messenger RNA, 252 nt
Organism: Linum tenue
Lineage: Eukaryota; Viridiplantae; Streptophyta; Magnoliopsida; Malpighiales; Linaceae
Source: the annotation of a GenBank genome assembly